This is a messenger RNA of Williopsis jadinii, 1722 nucleotides long. RefSeq names its product Jem1p (gene JEM1). Gene Ontology annotation, molecular function: protein-folding chaperone binding; misfolded protein binding. The coding region runs from base 1 to 1722 and encodes 573 amino acids. The transcript has a single exon. The record is from RefSeq and is a predicted model, not a curated record. NCBI's taxonomy places the organism in Eukaryota, Fungi, Ascomycota, Saccharomycetes, Phaffomycetales, Wickerhamomycetaceae. Gene Ontology annotation, cellular component: endoplasmic reticulum. Gene Ontology annotation, biological process: protein folding in endoplasmic reticulum.
AUGAAACUACGAACAACGCUGCUGGUGUCCUUCUUAAUAUCGGGUCUCGGCGGUGUGUCUCUCACUGAGUUUAAUGAACAACUGGCCCUUGUGGAUGCUGAUUUUGCUCAGCAUGGACCUACUGUGGAGGUUCUCAAUGGCUUUGAGCAACUGCUGAAAGGGACACCAGAUAGCGCUGACGAUGUUGAGUUUAGUGCGAUAUUGGCCAAGACGUGGUAUAGAAAGGCCAUCGUCAACUUGAGCUUGGGCAAAGACUCCAACGCCAUAAACGACCUUGAGAGGUCAAUGACCUGGGACCCGAACAACGCAGCUGUAAAGAAGAACCUGCUGGAUCUGUUGGUCAAAUACGGCAAUAGGGAUAAGUUGAAAGGCCUGGGUGCAUUGAUCAAUCCCAAAGAUCCGCUUUAUUCCAGUGCAUUAGACCAGAUCCAUCGCAUUGAAGAAUUAGAGCACUCUGGUGAUCUUGAAAAGCUUGGUGAGGCUAUUAUCAUAUCGCCGUUUGAUGCGCAGCUUCGAGAGAGAAGAAUACAACUGAUACAUGAUAAGAUCAAAUCAAGUGAUGGUAUCGCUGAACAGAAUGCGCUGUUUGCUGAUCUGAUCAAUGACUAUACAGUGAUGAUCAAAGUCAAUCCAGCCAUCAAAUCUGAGAAUUGGAAUACACUUUCAAAUAUCAACCUCUUUGGCCUAGGUGAAUAUUCCACAGCGUUGAAUGCCAACAAGAAAUGUCUCCAUUACGACAUGGACAAUGCUAAUUGCAAGAUGAACUCGAAACUGCUCAACAAAUACUCCUCCAUCUUGACGCAACUAUCCCACCAAAGAGAGUAUUACGCCUCCUUACAGGAAAACAACGAUGAAAAAUUGGAGCUGGAGGCCAUUGAUAUCAAAGAUCUUGCUACAUCGCUAACCAAACAGGAUAAGUUCCUCAAGAUACGCCGGUUAAAUGAACAAUUCAAAACAAAUCUCGACUUCAUUCUUCAUAAAGCUAAAGAAUUCAACGAUGAGUUCAACUUGAAGUAUAACCAGUUGGAGAUGACGAUAUAUACGACUCUCGCUAUGGAUGCGAUAUUGCGUCAUGACUCAACAAUGUUGAAGACAUAUGGGAAGAAAUUACCGGAAGAUUCACUACCACGCUCGUUGAUCAAAAUAGACAAAGCUCUCCAUUCAAAAGAAUUUCAUCAAGCCCAUCAGAUGAUUACACAGUUACCAAAGAACAUGCAAAAGUGUUCAUUUGUCUCCAAACGUCUUGAGAAGAUACAGGAACAUAACCAACAACAACAGCAUCAACAGAGACAACACAGACAAAGGCAAUACCAGCAACAACAACAGCAUCACCAAAGACCCCCUUCCAAACCAAAAAAUGACUAUUAUGCCAUAUUGAACAUUGACAAGACUGCUGAUGAGCGUGAAAUCAAAAAGGCAUAUCGUGAAGCUUCAAAGUUAUAUCACCCAGAUAAGUAUAAAGGUGAUCUUUCCCCAGAAGAGGUUGAGGAUAAGAUGACACAGAUAAACAUGGCCUAUGAGGUGCUGAGUGAUCCUAAAUCGAGAAAGGAUUAUGACUUAGGUAUUGAUCCAAACGACCAUGAGUCCCAACAUCAACAUAAUCAUCAACGUCAACAGCGUUAUACGCAACACGCCGGUGGUAAUCCAUUUGGAGGGUUUGGUAAUGGUGGGUUCCAAUUCCAUUUUGGCAAUGGUGGUGGUGGUAAUUUCCACUUUGGUUGA